Molecule: messenger RNA, 1663 nt
Organism: Protomyces lactucae-debilis
Lineage: Eukaryota; Fungi; Ascomycota; Taphrinomycetes; Taphrinales; Protomycetaceae
Exons: 3
Coding region: 77-1453 (458 amino acids)
Biological process (GO): intracellular mRNA localization
Cellular component (GO): ribonucleoprotein complex; nuclear outer membrane-endoplasmic reticulum membrane network; endoplasmic reticulum
Molecular function (GO): mRNA binding
Source: RefSeq, a predicted model, not a curated record
CGACGACGACAGACUUGAGUGCUACACUGCUACCACUGCCAGAAGUGCUGUAGAAAGGUCAGAGGGAGCAGCAGCCAUGUCCACGAGACCACAGAGACCCGAUGAGGCCGCCUUCAAGGAGCAGCUCGCCGUCAAGGAGAAGGAGUUCAAGGCCGUGAAUGAGAAGCUCACCAAGGUUCGCGAGCAGAUUGCGAGUGGAGACACAGGCAAAGGUGGGUCGCCCAAGUCACAGGCCUUGCGGAAGCAAUUGGAGGAGAUCCGCCAGAAGCAGGCCAACAUUAAGGGCUCCAAGGCCAAAGUGUUUGAGCAGGUCAGGGCCCUGGAGGACUCGAUCCGUCGCAAGAUUGCAGAGCAGCAGGCAUCGCGAAAAAAGUCCACCUACCGCUCUGCCAGCGAGAUCGAUGCACGAAUCGCUAGUCUGGAGGCAGAGGUCGACUCUGGCAAGCUCAAGCUCGUGGAGGAGAAGAAGUACCUGCAGGAAGUCUCUCAAUUGAAGCGUGCUCGCAAACAGUUUGCAGACAGCAACAGCUCGCAGCUGUCCAUUGACGAAGAGAAACGCAAGGCAGACGAGUUGCGUAAGCAAAUUGAUGACCCAGAGUCCAAGGCUUUGUCCAAAGAAUACGACUCUGUUCGCGCACAGCUCGAUGCUCUCAAGGAGAAUGACGACCAAGUCUUCAAGUUCAAGAAGGAGCAGUAUGCCGAGCGUGAUGCCCUCUCCGCAAAGUCAAAGGAGCUCUUCACCAGCAUUCGCGAGCUCAAAGACACCUACUACACCAACAAGAAGGCCGCCUAUGCUUACGAACAAGAGCAGAAGCAGAAGCGAUACGACAACAUCAGGGCAGAGCGCGAACAGCACGAGAAGCAGAAGCGGCUCGAUGCUGCCAAGGAAAUGAUGGAUGAAGCAUCGACACCCGCCUACGAACUCGAGAUGCUCACCUGCAAGAAUCUUAUUCGCUACUUUGACCCUGCUGCCGCUGCCGCUAUCGGUGCAGGCGCAUCCACCAGCCUCUUCAACCGCUCAUUUGGUAAUAAACUCGAGGCUCGUGCUGUUGAAGCUGCACCUGAGGGACAGGUCGCCUUGCUCAACAAGAAGGACCGUGAGGCUGGCGAGUCUUACUUUGCUGGUAAGGGCAAGAAGCAGCGCAAGCAGCCUUCGUCUGCCCAGGUUUCGGACAAGUUCAACUUGUCGCUCGGCACAAUCCAGGACUUGGCUACUGUCAGUGUGCAAGCGCCCUUGAAUCAGUCCGAGGUGGCAGCAACCGUUGAGAAGCUCAAGGAGCGACUUGUUUGGUUUCAGGAUCACCAGGAAAAAGAGACGAACCGGCGUAUCGCCAAGGCACAAAAGGAGAUUGAUCUGCUUGAGGCAGCUGUCGCCAAGGAAAAGCCUGGUGCGGCAGAGCCCACCGGCACUGAGGAAGCAUCGAAAGCUCCCCAAUGCUCUUCGUAUUCUUGAUCUUUGAAUUCAUCAGCCUUUCCAGCGACCCUGUCACGGCUUGCUGCUUGAGUGCGCUUGAUGUAGCCAGGCAUGCGCUUGCCUUCUGAUAGACUAUCCUGAAACGCGCGCAGUGCAUCUUGCAAGACGACAUUGUGCUCAAAGAAUGAGGGUUUGAUGGUCUCUUGACCUUGAUUGACCUCUUUGUCUUGCUCAGGCAGUAGCGCAAGG